This is a messenger RNA of Solanum stenotomum, 993 nucleotides long. RefSeq lists its product as uncharacterized. The record is from RefSeq and is a predicted model, not a curated record. The transcript has a single exon. Lineage: Eukaryota; Viridiplantae; Streptophyta; Magnoliopsida; Solanales; Solanaceae. The coding region runs from base 1 to 993 and encodes 330 amino acids.
AUGGUUACAAAGAAACGGAGCUUGGAGUAUGAAACGUUUAAGGUGCCCCAUAAUUGCAGCGCAAUUAUGACAAAUGAGUCAAUCACUAAGAGAGAAGAUCCUGGGGCAUUCACAAUCCCGUGCACAAUUGGCAUCCUCAAAUUCGCUAAAGCUUUGUACGAUUUAGGAUCAAGUAUUAACUUGAUGCCCUAUGCAAUAUACAAGCAACUUGGUUUGGGUGAACCAAAGGCAACCACAAUGAGACUCAUUAUGGCUGAUCGAUCAAUCAAGCACCCAGUGGGGAUACUCUAUGAGAUAUUGGUAAAAGUAGAUCGGUUAAUCUUUUCGGAUGAUUUUGUGAUUCCAGAUUGUGAGAUCGAUGAUGAAAUCCCCAUUAUUUUGCGAAGGCCAUUCUUAGCUACCGGGAGAGCAUUGGUGGAUGUCGAAAGUGGGAAAUUGAAGUUCCGUGUGAACGAUGAUGAGGUGACCUUCAAUAUCUGUAAAUCCUUGAAGCAACCAAGUAAUAUACAUGUGUUGUCUACUGAGGAUGUUAUAGAUGAGCCAGUGGCAAGUGUGAGCCAUUUAAUGCGCAAGAAUGAACCCCUUGAAUUUGUACUUGCCAAUUAUGAUGAAUCCAAACUUCAAGGCUAUGAGAAAGUGGCAGCUGCCUUAUCAGGGUUAAGAGUAUAUUUAAGAAAUCCAAUCAAGUUGGAUAUCGACCUGAAAAAUAGAGAAAGUCCUCCUUCAAAGUCAUCAACAGAAGAACCACUAAAUCUGGAGUUAAAAGCCAUACCCUCUCAUCUCAAAUAUGCCUUCUUAGGAGCCAAUAAUACUUUACCCGUGAUUAUCACAGCCGAUUUGCUUGAAAGGCAGGUGAAAUUGCUCAUUGAAGUAUUGCGGAAGCAUAUAAAAGCUAUUGGAUGGACAAUAGCCGAUAUAGUAGGAAUCCCUCCUCGCAUCUGUACUCACAAGAUUCGGCUCGACAGUGAAUGUAAACCUAGCGUGGAGCAUUAA